Doryrhamphus excisus (bluestripe pipefish) is the source of this 4773-nucleotide messenger RNA. NCBI's taxonomy places the organism in Eukaryota, Metazoa, Chordata, Actinopteri, Syngnathiformes, Syngnathidae. The record is from RefSeq and is a predicted model, not a curated record.
UGUGCCAUCUUCAAAGGUAUUGUGGUGGGGACUCCAAAGCCCACUGUGACCUGGACUAGAGCAAACGGAGAAAUUGUGUUUCACCCGGAUACCUGUAGGCAAAAUUACAACGAAUCAUCACAUGAGCAUACUCUUGAGUUUCCCAAGGUCGCCCCAGAGGAUGCAGACACAUAUAAGUGUUAUGCAACAAAUGAUUACGGACGUGCUGUUUGCACUGCCCUCCUGAAUGUUAUUGAGGUUGGAUUCUCUAAAACCAAGGAACUCCAGAAGACAUAUGGGGAUGAUAUUCCAGACUUUUUAAAAAGGAAACUUAAAAAACGUCCUACUGAGGAAGCAAAGGAAGAAAAGGCAAUGACACCAGAGGAAAAAGUCUGGGAAAUCCUCCUGGGUGCAGAUAAAAAAGACUACGAGCGUAUUUGCGCAGAAUAUGGCAUCACCAACUUCCGCGGCAUGCUGAAGAAACUCAAUGACAUGAAGAAGGAGCAAGAGGAAGAUGUUGUAGCGUUUGUUCCACAUAUGAAUACUCUGAAACACAUUGACUCAGAAGACGACAUAUCAGCACUGGACUUUGAAGUGGAACUCAAGGAUAAUAAAGUAUUUCUUUAUAAGGACGGCUCCAUGGUCCCGUUCACGACAGAAGAAUGUGACGAAAUGAAGCAUUCUCUGAAGCAAGUUGCCAAAAAACAUACUUUCACCAUGAAUAAUCAAGACAUUGACAUGGAGGGUGCCAGUGUGUUCGCCGCGGACUUUAAAGUACCCGACGUUGACUUUGCUCUUAAAAUCCAAGAGGUGAAGGCAGAAGAGCGAGAGGAUGCUCUCUUUAUUUGUGUCCUGACUGCCCCUCUGCAUGAGAUCAAGUGGUUUGGUAAAAACGCUCUGCUGUCCAACGGUGAAAAGUUUGAAAUCCUUGUUUCUGAAGACAAGCUCAUACACAAGUUGAUCGUUCGUGAUUGUUUGCCUUUGGAUGCUGGCAUUUACGCCGCCGUGGCAGGAAUCAAGUCAUGUAACGCCUGGCUUGUGGUUGAAGCGGAUAAGGAUGGUAGCAGUAAAGGGAAGAAGUCAGCUCGUAAAACUACCAUGGCCGGAGUUGGGAAUGAUGAAGAUCUAGUGCGUAUAGCCAAAGAGCAGCAGGAAAGGUAUCAAAAAGAAAUGGAGGAGAAGAUGGAGAUAGCCAAGAAGAACCAAGCAGAGCGGGAUGCUGCAGAUGAAGCUGCCCGGCUGGAAGCAAAAGCGGCUAGAAAGGCGGAUGCCGAGGCCAAGGCCGCUGCCAAAGCUGCUGCCAAGGCAAAGAAGGCAGAAUCCAGCAAGGAUGAAUCUGCGAGGAGAGCUUCUGUUGCUGGUGGUGAAGGAGCGGCAGAAGAACUGAGCGAAGACAAUGAAGAAGUUGGGGAAAAUUCCUUAUUUAUGGAGUCAGUUGCGGUAGAGGAAAUAAAAGGUGGAGAAGAUGGAAAGAAAAAAUAUGCAGUUGAAGGAAAAGGUCAUGGUGAGGAAACUGCAAAGCAAAAAAGUGGCAAAAAGUCUGGGAAAAAAGAAAAACAUCCCAAAGUGAAAUUUGCAGACGGCGAAGAUGCUACUGUUGCACCAAUAGGAAAUGAUGGUGGUGAGGAAACAACCACUCAAAAAAAUGGCAAAAAGUCUGUGAGAAAAGAAAACACAAACAGCCCCAAAGCGAAAAGUGCAGAUGGUGAAGACGCUGCUGUUGGAAAUGAUCACAGUGAGGAAAUGGAAAAGCAAAAAAGUGAGAAAAAGUCUGGGAAAAAAGGAAAACAUUCUAAAGACAGUGAAGAUGCUGAUGUUGGAAAUGAUCAAGGUGAGGAAACCACAAAGCGAAAAAGUGAAAAAUCUGGGCAAAGCAAAAACGGUUCCAAUGAGGAAACUGUGAACAGAAAAGAUGGUGAUGAUGAAGAUGAUGUUGAAAUUUCUGACAACGAAUACGAUGAUGACGUUGCAGGAAGUGAUGAAAGUGACGAGGAGUUGGAAGAGCAGCCAGCAGUUGGCAAACGCGUCCGAGUACGGCAAGGCCCAUUGAUCGAGGAGACAGUUAUUGACCCAGGUGUUCACUUCCAUAUCGGGCUUUCCGACUGCAAAGCCAUCAUUGGGGAAGAAGCCGAGCUGAUGUGUAAACUCAGCAGCGACGACUGUGAGGGAAUCUGGUACAAAGAUGGUGACGAGGUCAAGUCUUCCGAGUGUAUUACUGUUUGCAAAGAAGGAAGUUUCCAUAAGCUGAAAAUACACAAAGUUACUGAUGAUGAUGCUGGGAAGUACAAGUUUGAAGCCGAUGGACGGAAGACUGAGGCCUUGAUUGUAGUGGAAGAUCCACCAAGGUUUGACCCCGAGGAACUUAAAACCUUUAUCGUACCGGUAACCGUGAAGAAGGGACACAAAGCCACCUUCAAAUUACCCUACUUGGGAAGGGAGCCUAUCAAAGUUCAGUGGUACCUGGAGGGGGAAGAGCUUUCAGAUGAAGCGAACAUCAAGAUUGAGACAUCGGAUGGUUGCACCCGCCUCCUGCUCAUCAAGCUUCAGCGCAAAGACAGUGGCGAAGUCAAGUUAAAGCUAAAAAAUGAGUUUGGGACUGUGGAGGCCUUCAGUGAACUUGUUGUUAUGGAUAAACCAACUCCUCCAAUGGGACCCCUGGAGAUUGUCGAAGCCUCCUCUUCUGCCAUUGAGUUCAAGUGGAGACCCCCAAAAGAUAGUGGCGGCUGCAAGAUCGGCAACUACAUCCUGGAGAGGCAGCAAGUGGGCCGCAAUACCUGGAAGAAGGUUGGGCCCAUCGGGCCAGAAGCCAAAUACAGGGACCUUGAUGUAGACCACGGUCGUAGAUACUGUUAUCGCAUCAGGGUGGAAACUGAAAUGGGCACCAGUGAGCUGAUGGAAACAGAGGAUAUUCAAGCUGGGACAAAAGCAUACCCCGGACCCCCAUCAGCACCAAAGGUUGUCAGCGCCUUCAAGGACUGCAUCAAUCUGUCCUGGUCCCCUCCUGCUAACACCGGAGGAACCAAUAUCCUCGGAUACAACCUUGAGAAACGCAAGAAGGGCAGCAAUCUGUGGGGUCAGGUCAACUCGCCAGAGGAGAUGAUCAGAGCUAAAGGAUUUGCUGUAAAAGAUGUAGUAGAGGGAAUGGAAUACGAAUUCCGUGUAUCAGCUAUCAAUAACUCAGGAGCGGGUGAAUUCAGUACACCUUCUGAGUUUGUGUUUGCCAGAGACCCGAAAAAGCCUCCUGGAAAGGUCCUCGAUUUUAAAGUGACCGAUUCCACCUACACAACUCUGUCACUGUCUUGGAACAAGCCCAAGGACAUUGAAGGAGUCGAAGAUGAAGCCAAGGGAUACUUUGUGGAGAUCCGUCCCGCUGAGAACACGGACUGGAAUCGCUGCAAUUCUACCGUAUUAACCACAAAUUUCUACACAGUCAAAGGCAUGAAGUCAAUGGCCAUGUACUGGGUGAGAGUCAUUGCUAUGAACGAUGGCGGGGAGGGAGAACCGCAGGAACUGGACAACUAUGUCCUCGCUAUGCCUCCUCCUGUGAGACCACGCUUCACGGAUGCCAAAAUCAAAAGCUUCAUGGUGGUGAGAGCAGGAAAUUCAGCACGAUUCACUAUGAACUUUGAGGCCUCUCCUUGGCCGGAGGUCACGUGGCUGAAAGAUGGUGUGCCAGUCACUAAAAAAGUGACAAUAAGUAAUGCAGAAGGAACAUCACAGCUUCUGAUUCCUUCUGCUGAACGCUCUGACUCCGGGAUCUACACUAUAGUUGUCAAGAACAUUGUUGGCCAAGAAACGUUCAGUAUUGAAAUAAGAGUGACAGAUGAGCCAAAACCACCAGGUCCUGUGGAGAUUGAAGAAAACGUGUCGGGCACAGUGACCGUUUCAUGGACCCCGUCUCCAGAUGAGAAACGUGAUGAUAGGCUGCACUACAUGGUGACAAAGCGGGAUUCCAGCAAACGAACAUGGCACGCUGUGGCAGAUCACAUCUUCAACAAUAAAUUCACAGCUUGCAAUAUCAUGCCCGGCAGAGAGUAUCAGUUCCGUGUCUACGCAAAGAAUGACAUGGGCUCUUCCAAACCUUCUGAAUCACCCAAGUGGCUGAUCUCCAACAAAAAAGAGAGGUUCACUGUGCACAUGCCGGAAUCCAAGGCCUGUGAUCUCCAGUGCCCCCCAAAGUUCCUUGUACCCCUCAAAAUGCACACGGCUCCUCAGGGAUACGAAUGCUACAUGAGCUGCGCUUUGAAAGGCGAUCCAACGCCUCAUGUUACCUGGCUCCGCAACAACAUCAGUCUCAAUACCAACACUAACUACUACAUCUCCAACACCUGCGGAGUCUGCUCUCUGCUCAUAUUGAGGGUCGGACCUAAAGACACCGGAGAGUACAAGGUUGUUGCAGAAAAUACUAUGGGGAGAGCAGAGUGCUCAACUAAAUUGACAGUUAGGGAGUAAACAAAGGUGAUGGAGGACAUGUUACAUUUCAGGUCCCAUAUGAUCCCUGAAUCCUUGAGAAACAAAUUAUUACUUGAUGUUUACUUACUAUAAAAUAUUAUGGAAAAAAUGACAUUUGAUUACAUGAAAAUUACAUUACAAAUAGGUAUUUUUAAAACAAUGACAAAGUGUAUGCAUGGCUUCCUAGAAAAAUUACAGUACAAUUAAAAAUGCAGGUUCCAAUUCAAUAAUUAAGUCAAUCUUAACUGUGGUUGAAAUAAAGCUUGAGAUGUAAGGAAAUGUCUUCUGAAUUCUGCCGAAACAUUACCCUAAUUGUUUUGGGGUUAGAUGUAAAUAAAGCUU